AUGGAAAAGACCGAAGAAGAGGUGGUGAGUGCUGAUGCCGGCAAAGCAUCGUCGACCGAGGCGCAGAAAGAUGAAAAUGCCGGCUUAAAUAUCAAGAAACGCGAACGCCGCUUGCCGGAAUGUAUCGGCGGCGAACGAGGUGGUAAACGGGAAAGACCCCGAAGGGCGAUGCAGACCCGCCACAGCUCAUACAAGCGACCCGGCGCAAACAGUAGCGGCGAAGAAUCGUCAGGUGAAACCGAUGCCAGAGAGGCGAAAAUGUCCCCCUCAUACAGCAGGCAGCGUACGAGGCGCGCAGCGGCCGCACGCAUAGCAAGUUACGCUGAAGAUCAGUUCGCCUUGAUCGACAGCGACCUGAGCGAUUCAAACGACGAAGAUGACUCCAAGAAGCACAAAGACUCUGACGAUGAAUGGCUCGAUUCAGAAGAAAGCGGAAGCGAUGUUGAAGCCGAAAUGAAAACCCCAAAGUCUAAAAUUGCCAAACGUUCUGGCAAGAAAGUGCAAACCUCCCGUCCAAAGCGUCAUUCUCGUCGACCAUCAAGAUCUCAGCAAGACUCAGAUGAGUCUGACUUCAGUUCUGAAGUCAGCUCCGACGACGAAGAUGAUACUUAUGUCCCCCGUCUGAGUAAGCGACGCCCGGAAAAGACGAUGACAAGCUACAAUUCGUCAAAGUCUGCCAAGAUUCACUCGUCCGAGUCCUCGGAUGAGCCAUCGGUUAAGAACGUUGCAGUAAACAAUGCCGUCGAGGACGACGGAAAACAAGAGGAUAGUCAGGAGAUGAAAAAGGAAGAGAAAGAAAAAGGGAAGGAGCGAGAAUCGGACGAAAAUUAA
This is a messenger RNA of Soboliphyme baturini, 831 nucleotides long. Lineage: Eukaryota; Metazoa; Nematoda; Enoplea; Dioctophymatida; Soboliphymatidae. The record is from the annotation of a GenBank genome assembly.